This is a messenger RNA of Lymnaea stagnalis (great pond snail), 5291 nucleotides long. The record is from the annotation of a GenBank genome assembly. NCBI's taxonomy places the organism in Eukaryota, Metazoa, Mollusca, Gastropoda, Lymnaeidae.
CCAUUAUUUGCAUUGGGCCUCUGCGUUUGAAAUUGAUUGAACUAGUCUGAUCACAUAUUUUUGUAAGUUACAGAUCGAAGCAACCCGUUAAUUGCGUGAGGCUACUGAGGCGUAAAUGAUGUAAAACAUAUAUGUGCUUGAAAUGUAUUAUCUAUGCUACAAUUAUAUGACUUUAUGAUUUUUUUUUUAUAUUUAAACUAUUUAUGCCAGAAUGCCACAUGCACCACGCCACGGGCCAACCUACAAAAUAACUUUAAGACUAAAUUUUCUUUUGAUUAACCAUUUAACAUAUAAUGUUAAAAAAGCCCCAUUUGUAACGCAUUAUUUUUUUUAAAAUAAUAACGGUUGCCUACAUUAUUAGGCUAAUAAGCAAAUUUCGUUCUUCUUAAGCCUUUUAUAAUUUAUAGUGUAAGUUGGAUAUCCUUUUAGACAUUUCUACAACAACAAAAAAACACAAAAAAAAACCAUUAAUUCACAUGAUUGAUAAAACCAACGCUGUAGGUAGGCCUAUAUAUUUUAGAUAAUGCUUUUAUUUAAAGACGGACCUGUGUACCAAAAAGCACUUGUGUAUGUAGUAGGCCUACAUGUAUUCAUAUUAUGUAGACUAUGUGCAGUGGUGGUUCAGAGAAGAAAGACACAAAUUAAGAUGAUGAUAUAAAUUAAUUAUUAGGAUGCUACUUUAAAUAUUAAAAAAUCUAAAUUAUGUCAUUGUAACAACUGUAAUCCCAGUCUCUGGAACAGACGGCCUCUCAAACAUGGAGUGCUUCACUUUGAGUUUGUUGGGACUUGCAAUCCUGCUCUUGGUGUUGGCUUUUGCCAAAUUUAUGUCAGCCAGCCAUGACACUUUCCAUAAAAUGGGCAUUGACACCCCACCGACGUCUCUGAUCCUCGGCCACUUUGGGUUGUCUGUAAAGUUUGGCGUUUUCAAAGUUCAAACAGAAUUCUACAAAAUGUUUAAAGAUAAGAAGGUAAGUUCUGUGUUCUAUACAACAACACAUCUGUUAUGUAGGACUUCCCCGUGCCGUGCACUUUGUUUGACCCCCACAUUAGAUUCCUAGCAGACGUUAACGUUUGUUGUGGGCGUGGUUUUAAUCUCUUUGUUCUAUGGUAUUUACUGCCGACUACCAAUUAAACAAGUUAAGUCUGCCUCCUAGUAUCUUGUUGAACGUUCUCAAUUUACAAUGUCUGAGUAGUUUCUGGAAGGCAGUGCUUACGCUGCAUAUAUAAGGGAAUGACAGGAACAGAGGUUCACGGAGAUUGAGAGAGAGGUAGAUAUUAUUAACUUUACGAGACAAUUGUAUUAUUCUUUGUGUGCUCAAAUGUGUUUAUUUCGCAUUCAUCAUUAUUAAUUGGCACAUUGUACUAAUUGAAAUUGUGUACCGGUACAAGAUUUUCCCAUACUCUGUAAGUUGAUGAUUUGUAAUUAUAUUUCUUUGUCUUGUAAUUGUAUUAUUUCUAAAUUAAAUCUUAUUAAUUGUCAUUGGCAUCUUUAUUAUUGUAUUUCUCUAUGGUAUCGUCCUUUGUUGUGCACUGUGUGAACGAGCCAUAACUUAAGAUAUUAAUUUUUCACAAUAGAAUCCAGUGCGUAACAACAUCCAUAUAAGAAAAUACAGAAUUCAAGUUUAGUGAAUCCAAUGAUCCCCAAACUGUAGUCAUCAAGCCAUUGCUUUUAGUGUACAAUAGUUAUAAAUGAUGCCAAAAGACAGGAGUUAAGGAAACAAUUUUUUUUUUUACUAUGACAGUUUGAGAGAAAUCUGUGAGCUUAUCGUCACUAGGUCCAACUAAAUUUGUCCAUAGGUUUACGGGUGGUAUGACACGAGGACACCCAUCUUGGUCAUCAAAGACCUGGACAUGGUCAAAGAAAUUAUGGUCAAAAGUUUCAACCACUUCAUUGACCGCCGUGUGCCCAUGGAGCACGACUUGCCCUUUCGAGACAAUCUUCUGACCCUGAGAGGUAGCAAGUGGAAGCACGUAAGAAGCACAGUGAGUCCCACAUUCAGCUCGGGGAGAAUAAAGAAAAUGUCUCCUCAUGUUGAGAGGAAUGCCAAGAAACUGAUGAAGCACCUCCAAUCAAAGCAAGAGAGCGGUGAAGAGUUGGAACUGAAGGAGUUAUGUGGUUGCUUCACUUUAGAUGUUAUUGCCAGCAUAGCAUUUGGGCUGGAGAUUAAUGCACUUGAAGACCCAGACAACAAAUUUUCCACGGAAGCAAAGAGAAUCACCAGGCCGAAUCUUUUGUUGUUUGCCCUAAUCUUGUUUUUCCCCGAGCUGGGAAAUAUUUUCUCGAGGCUAGGUUUACCGAUUUUCCCCAAGUCGUCCAUGCAGUAUAUGGCCAAUGUGAUUGACGCAGCCAUAGAAGAAAGAAAGAGAGAUGGAAGUGAGGGAAAGUUUAAUGAUUUUCUAGACCUUGUCAUGAGUGCUGAGAAAGAAGAUGGAGAGGCAAUCAAAGAAAGACUUACUAGAUCAGAGAUUCAUGUAAGUACCGGUACUUAGCUUUAUAGCUUGCAUUUACAUCUCAUUCUUUGACUAAUGUCAGAUACAUAUACACUGUUAAUUGUAAUUGUAAAAUAGUUUAUUAAGUUCACUUCAGCAUACAUCCAUGUAGAAAUUAAUUAGCAAAAUUAUGUCAUAUGUUACUGUAAAGGUGGCUGCUGCCAUUUGAACUUUUGUUCAAACUGAGCCAUGAAGAUCUUAGAAUUUCACAGUGUUGUCAGUGUUUCCCAAAGUGCUAGUCUGGCAGCUGGCAUCAGUCCGCAAGCCUUGCAUUGGUAGUGGGUAGUCUGGGGACCGGCAUCAGUUUGCAAGCCUUACAUUGGUAGUCAAAGGACUGGCAUCAGUUUGCAAGCCUUACAUUUGGCUCUGAACAACAAGAAACUGAAUGCCUUAAAUAAAGUUUACCAAAAAAAAUAUGUAUAACUGCAGGCUCAAAUGGAAUUAGUGAUUAGAGUCCUUUGGCAUUGGCUGAGCAAAGAUAAAAAAUAUUUUACGACAUAUUUAGGGUCGAAUAACAAAGUUUGGGAAUCACUGCUCUAUAUUUUGUUCAUCAUACUAAGUGCUUUUAUUUUAUUAUUCACCCUCAGGCUCAGUCCAUAAUUUUUCUUUUUGCUGGCUUAGAUUCUGUUUCGACCGUCAUGUCUUUCACAUUGUUCCUACUGGCCGUACAUCCUGAGUGCUGCAAAAAAGCACAAGCUGAAGUUGAUGAAAAAAUUGGAAAAGAUUUUCCAAAUUAUGAAAAUGUUCAAGGUCUCAAUUACUUAGAAAUGUGCAUCAGUGAAGCCAUUAGAAUGGCACCACCAGGGAUUUUCAUUGACCGACAAUGUGUGGAAGCCAUAGACGUCCAAGGAGUUCACAUUCCCAAGGGCAUGGUGGUCUUAAUUCCCGUCUACGCCAUUCACAACGAUCCGGAUCUUUGGCCAGAACCUGAAAAAUUUGACCCAGAGAGAUUCAGCUCGGUUAACAAGGAGAGCCGCCACCCUUAUGCAUUUCUGCCUUUUGGGCAUGGACCAAGGAAUUGUAUUGGUAUGAGACUUGCCAUGCUUGAACUCAAAAUCACCAUAGCAGCGGUGUUACAAAGGUUUUCUCCCAUUUCCUGUAGUAAGACAGUUUUCCCAUUUCAAUUAACCAAAAUCCAGGCCAGGGCGGUCGAUGGCGCUUGGGUUAAGAUAGAAGGGAGACAAUAAAAAGUUGGGAUCACAUUGCGAAACACAAGAAACAAACUUUUUAAAAAUCUGAUUGUUCAAAACAAGUUUAUUGACACAAAACAUUAGUGUUCAAAUCAUUUUUGUAUCAAGUUUUUAAUUCUACAUAUGUUAAAUGUUACAAAAAUGUAUUUUUAAAAUCCAAGUCCAAGUGAACACAUUUAUUAUCAGAUUUAUCAUAAAAUGCAAUGUAAAGAAACAAUACCAACAAUUUAUCAAGGUUAGCAUCAAGUCCCAGAAAAGGUUACAAUUAGAAACAGGCGAAAGAGCCAAUUAUUAAAUCAUUUUUCAUCUGUAAAUCACCUGGUUCAGAUGAGAAAAUCUAAUUCUAUGUUUGAUUUGUGUUUGCUUUAUAGAGAUCAUCAGCAAAAAAAAUGUUUAAUACAAUUUGGUUUAAAUAUAAUAUGUCCAGCAACCCAUAUAGAAUUAAAUUAAUUUGUAUAAUGCAGAUGAAAAGAAAAUUGAUAUAUUAACGAAGAAAUUUCCAACCUCUUUUUACACAGAUCAAUCAUUAAAAGCUUUUGUAGAUAAUGACUAAACUCUAUUCUAAACAAGUAUACUAAAAUAGCAUAGACAAUUUAUAUUAACUUAAAAUUUACUUGACUAAAGAUCUUGCAGUGGUAACACAACCAUAAAUUUAUUAGCAACCAGUUAGAAAAAAAUAGAACAGCUAAUGCGCACGGCAAAGGAAGAAAGGGGCAUUUCAAGUCCACUUCCUCUUCUUUAUAAGUUAUAUAGCUUACUUUUUGUCCUUAUGCAUAUUUUGUAUAUAUUGCGGGAUUUCUUCAUUAGGGGCCACGAUAUCAACGACUGCACCGGAGGGGGUCACUGCCAAUGUGCCCGUCGGCUGAUGCUGGAUGUCACAUUUCAAAUCAGAUUUAUUAUGAGAAAAUUCCACUCAAUAAAAUUUUUUUUAUCAUUUUAUAAUGAUCUAAGCCAAUGGAGCUUUUAAUGUUUUAUAUAACACAAACAUUUUAAGAAAUUCAACAAUAAAUUUAUACAUACAAGACAAAAACAACUAAUUGUCCUCAAUAUUUAUUCAGGUUAUUUUUAGAGUGCAAGGAUGACAUUGUUUUGUAAAAUCUUGAUUAUAAUUUUGAUUCUCAUAGCGGACGACUCUAGGACCCACCUUUCUAAGUUAUAGACAUCUCUAUAUUUUAUUACAAAAUAAAUUAGUUGACACCCACAAAACAUGGAUGAGUCUAAGAUUUCUAACAUUACCACAAUACAUGGGUGAGUCUAAGAUUUCUAACAUUACCACAAUACAUGGGUGAGUCUAAGAUUUCUAACAUUACCACAAUACAUGGGUGAGUCUAAGAUUUCUAACAUUACCACAAUACAUGGGUGAGUAUUGGAUUUGUAACAUUAAAUAAUGAGGACUCUCACUUUAUGCAUUAUUUUAUUAAUUAUUUCCAUUAAAUUCUAUCAUGAUCUAAAUCAUCAGAUUUUACUUGCUUUUUUUGUGUGUGUGAAAAUGAUUAAUUAAAUUGGACUUUUUGCAACAUGCACAUUUUUACCUUUGGUUGGAUUGUCUCCUAGCAACUUGUAAUGCUAGUGGUCGUUUUAAAUAAGGCCAACUAAUCCUCUCCUCGGAAU